AUGGGGUCCCUGGAGGAGCUGCUGCUGGAGGGCAAGGUCUAUGAUGAACUGGCCAGGCCUCUGGAAGGUCAGAGAAGACACCAGGGAGGUGUGAGACUGAAUUCGCUUCAGGAACUUCAGCUCCUGGAGAUCAUGUGCAAUUAUUUCCAAGAGCAGACCAAGGAUUCAGUCCGGCAGAUCAUCUUCUCCUCUCUCUUCAGCCCCCAGGGGAACAAGGCAGAUGACAGCAGGAUGGCUCUGCUGGGAAAGCUGGUUUCCAUGGCCGUGGCUGUGUGCAGGGUUCCUGUUCUGGAGUGUGCUGCCUUCUGGCUGCAGCGCACCCCCGCCGUGUUCUGCGUGAGGCUGGCCCGGGCUCUGGUCGAUGACUACUGCAACUUGGUGCCAGGCUCCAUCCAGACACUGAAGCAGAUCUUCAGUGCCAGCCCUCGCUUCUGCUGCCAGUUCAUCACCGCCGUCACUGCCCUCUACGACCUCUCCUCAGAUGACCUGAUCCCUCCUACGGAGCUGCUGGAGCUGAUUGUUUCCUGGAUCUUUGAAGACCCUCGUUUGAUCCUCAUCACCUUCCUGAACACUCCUAUUGCAGCCAACCUGCCCAUAGGGUAUCUCGAGCUCACCCCGCUCACCGGACUCAUCCGCUGGUGUGUGAAGGCUCCCUUGGCUUACAAAAGGAAGAAGAAAGCCUCCCUCUCAAAUGGCCACCCCCCCAGCAAAAUCCCCAAGGACUCGACUUCUGAAGAAGACAAAGAUUGCCACCAGCUGUACUCAAAACUGCAUCUCAGUGUCCUGCAGGUGCUUAUGAUGCUUCAGGGGCAUUUAACGGAGAAGAACCUCUACGGGCGCCUGGGGCUGGUGCCCUUCGACCACGUGGUGCCACUCGUGGAGGAAAUCAACAGACUGUCUGAUGAACUCAACCCUCUCAAUGCGUCCAAAGAGAUAGAACUGGCUCUGGACAGGCUGGCUCAGGCCUUGCAGGUGGCCAUGGCAUCGGGAGCGCUGCUGUGCACUAGGGAUGACCUGAGAACUGUGUGCUCCAGGCUACCACAUAACAACCUGCUCCAGCUGGUGAUUUCAGGUCCAGUCCAGCAACCGACCCAUGGCACUCUGCCCCCAGGAUUUUACCCUCACAUCCAUACUCCUCCUCUGGGCUACCCGGCGCUCCCGGCUCACCCGGCGCUCCCGGCGCACCCCGUCCAAACCUUCAUACCAGGAAUGACAUUCCCAUACCGACCUAUCCGCUAA
Molecule: messenger RNA, 1239 nt
Organism: Merops nubicus (carmine bee-eater)
Lineage: Eukaryota; Metazoa; Chordata; Aves; Coraciiformes; Meropidae
Gene: INTS15
Product: chromosome unknown open reading frame, human C7orf26
Exons: 6
Coding region: 1-1239 (412 amino acids)
Source: RefSeq, a predicted model, not a curated record